Messenger RNA from Megachile rotundata (alfalfa leafcutting bee), 4568 nucleotides. It is a transcript of the gene rad50, whose product is annotated as DNA repair protein rad50. Gene Ontology annotation, biological process: chromosome organization involved in meiotic cell cycle; double-strand break repair; telomere maintenance via recombination. Lineage: Eukaryota; Metazoa; Arthropoda; Insecta; Hymenoptera; Megachilidae. Gene Ontology annotation, cellular component: condensed nuclear chromosome; nucleus; Mre11 complex. The record is from RefSeq and is a predicted model, not a curated record. Gene Ontology annotation, molecular function: ATP hydrolysis activity; G-quadruplex DNA binding; single-stranded telomeric DNA binding.
UGGUCCUCAUUGAGAAACCCUGAUCUAAACUAACGCUACAAUGUAUACAUCAUAAUUUUAUUCGCGCGAAUUCGAAGUUACCGACUUUACUGACAGUUCCAAUACAUCUUAUCAAUCCACGUAUAUUGAUUGUUUGCAAUUGUUCAUUUCAUUAUUUUUAUUUAGUACACUUGAUUAUACUUGAUUAUUGUACAACAGAGUUGUAUAACAUUUAUUUUGUACAAUGUCACGAAUAAGAAGACUUUCUAUUCGUGGUAUUCGCAAUUUUGGCGACGAAAAUGAGGAGUCUACGAUUAAAUUUUCUCGACCAUUGACGCUUAUUCUUGGUCCAAAUGGUACUGGAAAAACUACGAUUAUCGAGGCACUUAAAUUUGCUACUUGCGGCGAAUUUCCACCAGGUUCAGACCGGGGAAAAUACUUUAUUCAUGAUCCAGCUCUAACAACAACUUCAUCGGUACGAGGAGUUGUUAAAGCUGAAAUUGCUGAUGCAGCGGGUAAUAUUUAUACAAUAUGCAGAACGAUAGAAUAUUCAAAGGCAAAUUCAGCAAUGAGAUUUAAAACUCUUGAUAGCGCCUUAAGCAGAAUAAGUAAAGUUACAAAAGAGGUGGUAUCAAUAACUAACCGAUGUACCAAUGUUGAUACAGAAAUUACAUUAGCAAUGGGAGUUUCAAAACCUAUUUUAGAUUAUGUAAUAUUUUGUCAUCAGGAAGAUCUCAAUUGGCCUUUUGUAGAGGGUAAAAAACUAAAAGAAAAAUUUGAUGAGAUUUUUGAUAGUGCUAGAUAUAACAAAGCUCUUGAAAACAUUAUGAAACAAAUCAAAGAUUUAAGACAAAGAAUACUUAUAUUAAAGGAGCAAAAGCAAAACUGUUUAUACAUUGUUAGUGAAUUAGAAGAUAAAGAAACAAAACUUGAAGAUCAUAAAAAGAGAUUGGAAACUAUCAAACAAAAAAUAGAAGAAAUUAAUGAAGAUUUAGAACCAGUAACUCAGAAGAUUGCUGAAAUAGAAAAAUUGGAUUCUGAUUACAAAGAUCUGAUGUCUGAAGAAAAAAGAAAAAAAACGGAGUACAUGAUGUCCAAAGAACAAGUAGAGAAACUAAAGGAAAAUAUAACUGAAAUAUUUGAGGGAACACUAAAAGAACUAGAAGAGCAGCUGAAGUCUUAUGAUGGAAACUUAAUUAAAAAAGUUGAUGAAAUAAAAGAGCUUGAAACACAAUUAAAAGAUAUUGUUAAAGAAGAAUCAAAAAUAUCAAAAAUGUUAGCUGAUGAAAGAGUCACGAAUGGUUCUUUGAGGCAACAAAUUAAAGAUCAAGAGAGAAAAGUUACUUUACGCAAUAAGAUAUUAAAUGAGGCAUUAUCAGCAUGGAAUCUUGAGAAUAUUGAUUCAAAUGUAUCAGAACUAGAAGUAAUAGCUUUAUCCAAAAGAUUAGAAGAAAAAAUGUGGGAAUUAAAUAAAAAAUUAGAUGAAAACAGAAUGCAAAGAGAAGAAGAAGAAAAAGAGGUGCAAAAGACAGUAGAUAUUUUGCGCAGUGAAAAACUAAAAGUAGAGUCACAGAAAAGUAUUAAAGAAAAUGAGAUGACUGAGACAAGAGACGAACUUAAUAAAAUAAAAAUGGAGAUAUUGCAGAUCGGUGCAGCGGCAAAUAAGUUAAAUUCUAUUGAAUCUAAGAUAAAGGAAACAAAAAAUAAACUUGAACAAUUAAAUGAAAUAAUGGAUGUGGAUACUAUGAAAAAAGAAGUUCUUAACAAAACACAAUCGCGAAAUAAAUUGGAAACACGUUUAAAUUCAGUCGAUGAAGAAAUAUCUUCGUUGUUAAAACAAAGUUCAUUGCAGGCUGAAUUAGAAUUGAAUAAAUCUUCGUUACUUUCUAAAGAAAAAGAAAUACAGAAAUUAAAGGAGAAGCACGAAGAAAAAAUAACGAAGUUAUUAAAUAUUCCAGAAUUACCUCUGUCUAAACUAAAGAGUGAUUUAGAUACGGUUCAAAAACAAUUGAUGAAUGAAAUGGAACAAAUUAAUCAAGAAAUUCAGACAGAAGAACAUCAGUCGACUACUUUAGAAACGACUAUAAAGCAUCUUGAUCAUGAACUUCAAAAAAAGAAGAAAGAAAUAGAGUCGGAUAAACAGAAGAUCGCAUCAAUAUGCUAUUACAAAAACUUUGAUGAGACUCUGUUAUUACAAUCAAGGAAAGUGAAAGAUCUUCAAGACAGAAGAGGAAUGUAUGCUCAUCAAGGAGCUGCUUACAAAGAAUAUAUGAAACAAUUAAAAGAAACAAAUCCAUGUUGUCCAUUGUGUCACAGAGGUUUUGAUGAACGAGAAGCUGUUGUAACUUUAUUAAAGGAAAUGGAAAAAGAAAUGGAAAGUCAUCCAAAUCGAUUAAAAGAAUGCGAGACAGAAUUAAAGAUCCAGCAAGAAAAAUAUGAUAAAAUGUUACAAUUAAAACCUGUGGUUGAAAAAAUUGUACAAUUGGAGGAAAUGGAAUUGGGAAUGAUGAUGAAUAACUUAGAAAAGUCUAAAAAUAAAUUGACUAGUUCUCAAAAAGUUAUAACAAAAUUGAAGGAAAAGAAGUCUGAUCCCGAAAAUAAACUUACAAUCUGUAAUGAGAUCAUGAAUGAUAUUACGUUAUGGGAUAAUUAUAUUGAUGAAAUUUCCAAAUUUAAACAACUAAUUAAUAAUUUUCAAACUCGCAUGAUUAAUGCAGGAAUUAAGACAGAUCGUAGUCUUGAGGAAGCUCAAGCUGAUCGGGAAGAGUUAAAAACAUUAUUGAAGAACACUUCCAACGAAAUUGAAAUUUUACAAUCGAAAAUAAAUACACACAAUGAAAAGAUUAAUAAUGCUCGCGAAGAACAAAACAAAUUACACGAAGAGAAAUUAAAAAUCGAGUCCAAUAUGCAGAAUCUAAAACAGCUGAAAGAUCAGCAAGAAUCGUUGUAUUCAAAAGAAAUUUCUCUUGGAUCGUUACUAGACUCAUUAAGACAAAAAAUGACUUCAGCAGAAAGCGAAUUAAAUGAAGCAGUUGAUAAAUUAGAAAAGAAAAAGAAAGAAAACUGGGAAAAACAAGAAACUGACAGGAAAUUAUUAGCGGACGGAAGUAGACGUUUAUCCGAAUUACAGAAAGCACAGGAUGAAGUUGAUAUAUCUAUAUAUCAUAAAAUCCCUGAAGCCGUAGAACGGUCCGAAUCCCAAAUAAAAAGUUAUCAACAAUCAAUUGAUGAACUGCUUCAGAAAAAGAGUAAUACAGAAUCAAAGAUAAGUAAGUUAAAAGAAGAUAUUAGCCGUCAAGAAAUUCGGAAGAGAGAAUUAUCUGAUAACAUUUUGUUACGGAAGAAUGAAGAAACUACUACAAAAUUAGAAAAAGAAUAUUUAAGUUUGAAAGAAAAACUAAGCGCCGUGAAUUAUUCUCAGAUGCUAGAAGAACGAAAAGAUUUGCAAAGUUUAGAACAAGCUUUACUCCGUAAGAAAAAUAUGAUAAAAGGUAAUCAAGAAGAAUUAGAAAGGGCAGUGAAACAGUUCUCUGAUGAAUUGAAGAAAGAUAUUUACAGACAAGCUCGAAAAAAUCAUAAAACUAAAUGCAUUGAACUGACGGUAGUGGAAGAAACUAUAUCAAAUUUGAAAGCAUACAGUAAAGUAUUAGAUGUGGCUAUGAUAGAGUACCAUGAAGAACGUAUGUCAACGGUUAAUAGAAUUAUGAGGGAAAUGUGGAGACUUGUAUAUACUGGAACAGAUACGACGUCAAUAGAAAUUCGCACAGAUGCUACAGAAGGUAUAGGCAAUUUAAGAAGAACAUAUAACUAUAAACUAGUUCAAACUAAACAUGGUCGUGAAAUAGAUAUGAAAGGUCGUUGCAGUGCUGGUCAAAAAGUUUUGGCAUCAAUAAUUAUAAGGUUAGCUUUAGCAGAAACAUUUUGUAAAAACUGUGGAGUUCUUGCUUUAGACGAACCAACGACAAACUUGGAUCAGGAAAAUGCAGAUAGCUUAGCAAGCGCUUUAGCGACGGUUGUUAAAUUACGAGCACAGCAUCAAAAGAACUUCCAAUUGAUCGUGAUUAGUCACGAUGAAAAGUUUCUAUUGAAACUAGCCGAAUUGAAUAAUAACAAAGGCUUUUAUGAACUUUAUCGUAAAUACAGUGGAUAUACGGCAGUUAGACAUUGUCAAGUAGAAAAUCAAGAUCAUGUUGCCUCAAGCUCUAUAAAAGAAGAAGUAUCAUCUGAUGAGGAAGUUGAGGAAGACCCAGUAAAAUCGAAAGAUAGCUCACAAUCAGACACAGGUUCGCAGACAAAAGCACAAUUGCAAAAGAGAAAGAGACAGGAAUCCGAAGAUCGUGCCGAGAGUACAUCAAAAAGGAGAUACGUUUUAAAUUUGUAAAGUCUUUCUUUAUCAUAGAAUAAGUUUAACAUUAAGCCGAAAUAUGUAUAUUCUGUGUGUGUAUACAUUUUUUUUUAUAUUUGUACAAAACAAAAGUGUCUUUUUUAUGUUUAUAUUUAUAAAGAUGUGAAGUAAAGUGUUUAUAAGUAUGCUACAUAAUUUCUAUUGUUCAUUAUUGAAAAAUAAAUGUUGCCUUUGCUAACAUAUA